AUGAUCAGCAAUAACGGCGGGAAUAGCAACAGCAGUCACAGUAACAACAACAAUAUCAAUGACAUGAACAACAACAGCAACAGCAACAACAGCAAUAUGGGCGACAUGAGUAGCAGCGACAGCCACAAGCGUGUGGCAUCGGGUCCCGCGACCCUCCCUGCAAACGAGCACAACUCGCAGCACCUACAGCAGCAGCAGUCGCAGCCACAACAGCAACAGCCGCAACAGCAGCAGCAGUCUCAGCACUCACAGCUGUCAUCGUCAGGCGUGGCUUCGACGGGAAGCCCGAUCUCGCUUGGGUUGCGGAGUAACAGCGAGACCAAGACGCCGAUAGUGAGUCGGCAGACGGAUGCGCUAGCACUGGCGCCUCCGUCGUCCGGGCAGCAGAAGCAGCUGCCGUCGUCGUUUUUACCAAACAGCUCGCCUGCGCAGUUUUGGAACUUUAUGCACUUGCUUUCUACGCCGGUGAAGCAGGAGUACUCGCCAUCCAAGUACGACAAUUCGCCGGUUGCGAAUGAGCAGGUGUCGCCGUACAGGAUACGGCGGCCGGGGGCAGGGUCAGGAGCGGGGAAUAACGAGGAGGAAGACGACGGGAAGGCGUAUCCGUCGCCGCAGCGGACGAAUGGUAGUGGGAAUAUACUGUUUGAUGCGGUGAAUGCGGUUGCGGGGGGAGCGUCAGGGAGCGGGACGGCUUCGUUGUCUGGGGCCGCAGCUAGUCAGGGUGCACACGAGGCGGAGGGGUUGGGAGAUCUGCAGGGAGUUGAUUUGGCGAGGUGA
This is a messenger RNA of Myxozyma melibiosi, 777 nucleotides long. RefSeq lists its product as uncharacterized. The record is from RefSeq and is a predicted model, not a curated record. Lineage: Eukaryota; Fungi; Ascomycota; Lipomycetes; Lipomycetales; Lipomycetaceae. The transcript has a single exon. Bases 1 to 777 code for a protein of 258 amino acids.